UUCCUCAGCUUGGUCCUCAUCAUUGCGCUAAUACUCAGAGCAGCAAAUGCUGAGACCACCUUGAGAAGAAGAUGACCCGAAAUAGAGCCCUGAUUUGGGGGGCCCUCACCCUGACCACCUUGCUGAGUCGUUGUGGAGGUGAAGACAUUGUGGCUGACCACGUUGGGGCCUAUGGCAUAAAUGUCUACCAAUCCUACGGUCCCUCGGGCCAGUACACCCAUGAAUUUGAUGGAGACGAGGAGUUCUACGUGGACCUGGACAAGAGGGAGACUGUUUGCUGGCUGACUGGGUUCAGUGAAUUUAAAUAUUUUGACACUCAGACUGCACUGAUAAACAUGGCUAUAUUCAAAUACAACCUGGACCUCCUGAUUAAACGCUCCAACUCUACCGCUGCUCCCAAUAAGGUUCCUGAGGUGACAGUGUUUCCCAAGGCUCCCGUGGAGCUGGGCCAGCCCAACACCCUCAUCUGUGCCGUGGACAACAUCUUCCCUCCUGUGAUCAACAUCUCGUGGCUGAGCAACGGGCACUCAGUCACACAGGGUAUUUCUGAAACCAGCUUCCUGUCCAAGAGUGAUGAUUCCUUCCUCAAGUUCAGUUACCUCACCUUCCUCCCUUCUGCUGACGAUGUCUAUGACUGCAAGGUGGAGCACUGGGGGCUGGACCAGCCACUCCUGAAGCAUUGGGGUGCAUUGCCAUCCACAAGCAGAGAGUGGACAUGCUGGAUGGCAGCACUAUUUCCUGGCUACGUUCAUCACAUCACUUCUCGCUUCCUACACUCAUCCUCUCACUUCUUCUCUGUGACUACAGGUGCUGUAGCCCCCUCAGAUCUCACAUACCUCUCAGAAUUCUCUCCCAAACUCUUGAAUUUUUUCUCAGUUGUUACCUAUUGUGGGAUUCCUGGGGUAUCCAUCAGAUAUCUAAUCCCUCAGUGACCUUGAACUAAUAUCUCUGUGGGAGGACAAACCCCCUUUAUGACGUCUUGACUGAAAAUUUUCCUGUCGUUUAUCUCAGGACUGACUAUGACGAUGGCCCAUUAUGCUCCAGGCCCAUUUAAUCUCAUUUCCCAGAUCAGGUUUCAUGCCUAGUAACACAAAAGAAAGCAAGUAUAGUCUGAUAAUAUUUUUAUAUCUUAACUGAAGUUAAUUUUUCUCUCUUCCUUUUGCUCCCACCUUUGGCCACUGCCCCACCCCACCCCCAAUUCAGGCAUCAAUGAAGGUACUAUAUACCUUCUGUCCUUUAUGUAGAUUUGUUACAGCAGAAAUACAAAAACAAAUAAAUCUGUAUUCAUUUUAAUAUAGCUGUUAAAACUUAUGACAGAGAAAUAAGUUACCAGAAAGAAAUUUUUAAUCUCAAAAA
Molecule: messenger RNA, 1356 nt
Organism: Myotis myotis
Lineage: Eukaryota; Metazoa; Chordata; Mammalia; Chiroptera; Vespertilionidae
Product: SLA class II histocompatibility antigen, DQ haplotype D alpha chain-like
Exons: 4
Coding region: 72-932 (286 amino acids)
Biological process (GO): peptide antigen assembly with MHC class II protein complex; positive regulation of T cell activation; immunoglobulin production involved in immunoglobulin-mediated immune response
Cellular component (GO): membrane; MHC class II protein complex
Molecular function (GO): MHC class II protein complex binding
Source: RefSeq, a predicted model, not a curated record